Messenger RNA from Poeciliopsis prolifica (blackstripe livebearer), 1013 nucleotides. Its product is annotated as NKG2-D type II integral membrane protein-like. NCBI's taxonomy places the organism in Eukaryota, Metazoa, Chordata, Actinopteri, Cyprinodontiformes, Poeciliidae. The transcript is spliced from 6 exons. Bases 210 to 791 code for a protein of 193 amino acids. The record is from RefSeq and is a predicted model, not a curated record.
UCCGAUCAGCUCAGCAGAACCGGAACCGUCAGUCAUUUGGCUUCAGACUGAGGAGGAACCAGACGCAUCAGAGCUUCCUCCUCCGUUUGGACCCUGGAUCAGAACCACAUCUUCAUCGUCUCGCCAUAAAAAGGUUGGAAACACAAAGAGAGUCUGAAGGAGGCGAUUCCUCCUGAUCCGAACCCGAAGGUUCCAGCUGUCAGCCAAACAUGGAGACGUUUCAGAUGUCAGAGGAACAUGAAGAACCUGCAGCAGCAGCAAACAGCAGAGAUUUAAAGAAGAAUCCAGGAGGAAAACUUUUCCCUCUGCUGCUCCUGAGCUUCGGUUUCCUCUGCCUCCUCCAAUCUGCCCUCAACAUCUCACUGCGUCUGACUUCCUAUUGUUCCUGUCACCCUGACAAGAACCUGACUGGACCCGACCAGAACCAGACCUCACAACCUGCUGAGACGCCUGCAGCCCGAACGGCUCGGAUCCAACAGAUGAAAAGGCUUUUCUGUGUUUAUGGCGGCGAGGCAGAAAACCCGGAAGUGGAUUUAAGAGCCUUGCCCAGUUCCUUCAAACAACAGUUGGCGACAUUUUGUCCAAGCAUCUACUACAUUUCCUCCACCAUGACAACAUGGAAUAAAAGCAGAAACUAUUGUCUGGGAAGAGGAGCCGACCUGGUGACCAUCAACAGCAGAGAAGAGCAGAACUUCCUGAGACGGUUGAGACACAAAGUUUGGAUCGGACUGAUGAAAAAGGCCGGAGAAUGGGAAUGGGUGGACGGGACUCGACUCAACCCCAGUUUCUAGGAGCCAAACAACCAUGAAGACACAGAUGAAGACUGUGGUGAAAUCCGACAUUUUGACAUGGAAAACAACUGGAAUGACGUUCCCUGUGGAACCCAGAACUCCUGGGUCUGUGAAGUAAAGCUGCAGGUGACGGACAGAACCAGGACCCAGCAUGCUGGAUGUUUUCCUGCGUCGCCUUUCGUUUUCAGGCCAGAGGAGACGAAAUGCACGGCGAGGCAAAAC